Messenger RNA from Annulohypoxylon truncatum, 1383 nucleotides. RefSeq lists its product as uncharacterized. The transcript is spliced from 6 exons. The record is from RefSeq and is a predicted model, not a curated record. Lineage: Eukaryota; Fungi; Ascomycota; Sordariomycetes; Xylariales; Hypoxylaceae. Bases 36 to 1220 code for a protein of 394 amino acids.
GUGUUAUAGAUCUAUAUCUCUAUUCCUAGUAGACAAUGGCUCACAAUUGGAACAUUCCUCCCAAAUCCCCACACGAUCUACCAGCCUUUCUAAAUCACUCAUCUGGUGAGCCGCCGCAUGGGAUAAUCCAACAUAUAGACAAUCCACCAAAUGCGAACGGAGGCGCUAUUGUUCUCGCCGUCAUCUGUCUGCUUCUCACCACCGCUGCCUUCCUGCUGCGUGCUUACGCGCGCUUCUUCGUUCUCAAGAAAUUUUAUAUCGAAGACCUUCUAGGUCUAUGUGCCUUCGGAUGCUAUAUUGGCACUAUCUGCACCUACUUCCUUUUCCUGCGAACCAUCGGCUUCUUUGUACAUAUGUGGGAUACUCGAUGGCACGACUUGAUUGAGAUGGCAUCUAUUGCAUUCGUUCUAAACAUAAUUUACCAACUCAACCAACUCUUCGUGAAAGUUUCGAUCUUGCUGGAGUGGGCGCGCAUCUUUACCCCCGACCACGGCCGCAGCAUCUUCUUCUGGGCCAGCCGAGUUCUGAUAUGCGCUGCUAUAAUUGGCUAUACCGGGGGUAUAGUGAUCACAGUCGUCCGCUGCGUCCCCGUGGUGCCAAUCUGGCGCUUCUACGUUACGCCGAAGUGUCUUAUUCAAAAGGAGAGGGUCGACAUUUUAUGCAUAUUCAACAUCUCUCUGGACACCUUCAUUCUCAUUUUGCCGCAAUGGGUUAUCUGGAAGCUGCAGAUAAGCCGAAAACGCAAGUUAGGUGUGUCGCUUGUCUUCUCCAUCGGUAUUCUCGCCUGUAUCUGCGCAGCUGGUCGCUUGGGCGCGCUUGUAUACGCUGAUGACUCGUCUUAUUUCGUCUCGUUGACGCUGGUGUGGAUGCUCGCGGAGGAGACCUGCGCUCUGCUGGUAUUUUGCGUGCCGUCAGUACCUAAGGCCUUCGACCCCAACAACCCGAGGUCACUGGUUAUAAAACAUCCAUGGACGCAUCUAUUCUCCAGGUUCCGGAGUCGACCAACACCCGAACCCCAGGGAAACACCUACCAUGUCUGGAUGCCUCUUACAAGAGCCGAAAGUAGCCCCCUUGGUAGCAUGCACGCGUACCGUACGGACGAAGAAGCCCAGACACAGGUCCUUGCCGAACCUAAUGGAAUACAUAUGAAGCAAGUAAACACGCAACUUAACUCAGUUACAGAACAUCAAUCACACAGAGGCGACGAAGUAUCGGGUUGAACCAUAGUCACAUUAAUUCCAUCCAACCUCAUCCACGGUGAUGUCAUGGAUCAGGGGUAUAGAUUGUAAUAGCUCUCUACCCAGAACCCCUAAACCUCUCCGUAAACGCCGGCUCCGGCCUCCUCCCAUAAGGAAUAACCCAUACCAAAUGCCUCCUCUCGCC